Messenger RNA from Limanda limanda (common dab), 6391 nucleotides. It is a transcript of the gene rprd2b, whose product is annotated as regulation of nuclear pre-mRNA domain containing 2b. Gene Ontology annotation, molecular function: RNA polymerase II complex binding. The transcript has 10 exons. Lineage: Eukaryota; Metazoa; Chordata; Actinopteri; Pleuronectiformes; Pleuronectidae. Gene Ontology annotation, cellular component: RNA polymerase II, holoenzyme. The coding region runs from base 1 to 3645 and encodes 1214 amino acids. Gene Ontology annotation, biological process: mRNA 3'-end processing. The record is from RefSeq and is a predicted model, not a curated record.
AUGGCGGCCGGUUCUGGGGCUGCGAGCGGCCACGGAGCCCGAGGAUCCAGCGCGGCCAUGGAAGCGUCUCUGGACCGCAAGUUUCAAGGAGUAUCCAACACCAUGGAGGCCAUUCAGGGACUGUCCAACUGGUGCAUUGAAAACAAGAGGAACCACCACCUCAUCGUUCGCCACUGGAUGAAGUGGCUCAAGAAAUCUGAUACCACCCACCGCUUGAAUCUCUUCUACCUUGCCAAUGAUGUGAUACAAAACUGCAAAAGAAAGAACGCCAUUGUCUUUCGUUCAUCCUUUGCAGAGGUUCUCCCUAAUGCGGUUCUGCUUACUAGGGAUAUAAAGGUACGAAGAUCAGUGGAGAGGAUCCUAACAAUUUGGGAGCAGAGGAGUGUGUAUUCUGAGGAGCUCAUCACCCAGCUCAAAACCAACUUGACCAAAAGGGAAAAGGACCGAGAGAAGCAGAAGCAGAAGGAAAAGGAAAAGGAAAAGGAGAAGGAAAAGGAGAAGGAGAAGGAAAAGGAGAAGGAAAAAGAGGCUCCACCUGCAAAUACCCCAGCUACCAACAAAGCUGCGCUGAAGUCCAAGAUUGUAGCCGAGUUCACACCUCACUCCCUUGUCGAACAGUUGUCGCAACACAAGAGAGCAGUGGCCGAAGAGGAACUCAAGGAGAAGCAGCUGGCAGCUCUCAGGCUGGAUGUCUGCAGCACAGAGGCCCUCAAGAGACUUAAAGACAAGGCAGGAGGGAACAAGUUUGCGAAGGACGUUGAGGACGGCAGUGUAAAGCUGCAGGAGUUUGUCAGCUUCCUGGACCAAGAGUUGAUAACAGGGCCUCCUCUGCUGGAAGCUUUGGGAAAUGCAGACAUUUUCUACGAGAUGCAGUACAAGGAGGUUAAGAUUGUGGCCAAUGCAUACAAUGCCUUUGCUAACCGUGUGGCCAGUCUGAAAAGGAAAUUGGAUUCCCUCAAGUCGACUCUUCCUGGACCUGACGACUCCCCCAUCCCCUCUCCCUCUGAAGAUGCCCCCUCCCCGACAGGCUCCGACUCGCCCUUCCUGGGACAGGUGGCUACUAGAGCCCAGGUGGAUCCAGAGCUGGACGGCAAAGCAAUGGAUGAAGGAGAAAUACAAAUUGACAACAGAGAUAUGGAGGACAUGGAUAUGUCUGAUGAAGAAUCUGAUGCUGCCACAGCAGAUGAGAAGAAAGAAAAGGCAUCUGCUGCUGUUUCCAAGGCUACAAAGUCUGAUUUGGCCCCAAAGCUUCCAACUACACCUACAAAGGCUGUUAAGACGAAUGCUAACACAGCUGCUGUUACUACGACUACAAUGACUCCCACCUCUGCCUCUGCUCCGAGUACUCCCAUCAGCCCGCUGGGAGUCAACCUGGCGAAGGUCGACUUAGGAAAGAUCAGCUCCAUUCUCAACUCCCUCACGUCUGCUAUGAAGAAUACAGCAGCUAGUUCGUCACCUCGGCCGUCUCCUGGGACUCCCACCACCCCCUCUACCCAAUCAGCAGCCUCCAAAGUGACCCCUCCUAGCCCUGCCCUGGCCAGCAUCCUGUCACGUGUUGACAUCACACCUGAAGGCAUACUCAAUGCUCUGUCUAAAACAAACACACAAGGUUUGUCCUCCCUCCUGCAAAGUGUGACAAACACCUCCUCGGCUCCUCCCACCAGAACCUCCCCCGAGUCUUCAACAGUUAAAACCCCACUCAGCCCAACGACCCCAAAAACAAAACCCAGUUUGGGGAACAGCCUCAAACGUGAAGCAUCUGGAAGAACCAGAGAAACCUGGGAAAAAGAGAGACAGCUGUCCCCUCCUCCACCUCCUCCCCCUCGUCCCACAGUUCCUUCUGUCUCUCCCCCCAGUCUAGAGUCGAAAAUCAACAGUUUCUUGCAGGGUAAUCCAGGUUUUAGUCUUGCUCUAGGUGAUGCCAGUCCCGAUGGGGUGGAGGGGACUCCAGUGAGAGAUGAGGCGGCUGGAACCCCCACCCAGGAUGAGAUCAUGGACACGCCUGGGAGUGUGCCAGAAUGUCAAGGGUCUUCUGGAGGUCAUAACCUCUCACCCACAGCCUACCGCAAGGAACCCUGGGAUGCUGUGAUCACCCCGUCAGGAGGCAGCAGCGAUGGAGAGUUCCUGAGCUCCUCUUCUUCCCGAUAUGGAGCUGGGAAAAAGAACAGCACAAAAUUGAAGGAGGAUGAAGCCAUGAUUAUGAGGAGACAGGUCUCCUCCUCCCCCAGUAAUGACAUGAAGGGUAAGAAAGAUGGACAACACAACCAGUUAAGGAUGAUGGGCCUCAACAGAGCAGGAGAGAGGAGACUCUCUUCAGGCUCUCGUAAGACCAGCACUGGCUCAGAUGACGGAAGUCUGAGUGGAAAAAGAGAAGACAAUGGGAAGGAGGGGCAGUACCAUCGCAUCGAGACCCUCGUGUCCCCCUGCACUGAAGGGGCACCGAUCCAAACUCUGAGCUACUCUAAUCGGCCCCUUGCUGGAGAGCGCAUCAAGACGGUAGAGAGCAUCCGCGUGAUUGGCCGGGGCUCUCGGCGAGGAGGAGGAGUAGGAGGAGGAGGAGGAGGGGCUGGCGGCCGGCCAGGAGGAGCGAUGUGGUAUGAAGAGGAAGAAUACAUGGAAGCUCCGCCUCCCUCACCCCGCACUGGCCCGCCUCCUCUUAACAUCGGCCAGGGAGGUGCAGAGGACAUGAACCCCUCCAUGCCACCUCCUCACCCACAACUCCUCCUCCCUCCUCAUCUCCACCCGCCUCCUGGCCAUCCUCACCCUCACCCACACCUCCCUCCCCAAGCUCAGUUCCAAAUGCCCUACCACACGGACCCUCCACCAUCACACCACCACCACCACCAUCAUGGUCCCCCUCCUCCAUCCUCUUUCUUCAGCAAUCCUCCACCAAUACCCCGACCCCCUCCCCCCCCUUUACCACAGCACAGCUCCUUGCCCUCUGCCGUCAUGGUGGGAGGAGUCUUGGUCCCCCUCGACCGUCCCCUAUGUCUUCCUCCCCAAAUCAGACCCGACGGUGUUGAGCGAGGAGGCGGGAUUGGGAGCAGAGGAAAUAAAGGUGCUCCUCCCCCCCUCAUGACAUCAUUGCUAGGUGAGCCCCAUAAGAUGCCCCGCCCUGGCACAGUUAAAGAGCCUUUUUUCCCACGCCAUGCCCCCCCCCUCCACCGUCCAGGCGCCCCUGGUGUCCCUCCACCUCUACUGGGCAGAGUGAAGGAGCCACUCAAUCUACCUCUUCCCCCCCGCUCUCCCUCCUCCACAUCCUCCACGACCUCUCCCUCCACGCCUAAUUCCCCGGCCGUCGACUCCGCCCCCGGUCGCCUCCCUCCUCAGUCCGCUGCCCCCCCGCUCCAGAAACCCCCUGCCAGUCCUCCACCUCAGCCCCGCAACCAAACCUCCAACCCCGUCCCCCUCCUCAACUUGCCCACUUCUCGGCCCCCCAACCUGUCAGGUCACAUGUCACAGAGACCUCUGCUGCGAGGCCGUACACCCCCCCACCACCAUAACCAAGAUCACCACAUGGGGGGCCACCAUAACCAAGAUCACCACAUGGGGGGAUUUCGUGGGGGCAAGCGGCACGGCCCUCCAUUCGCAGGUGGUCCUUUCCAUCACGGGCAGAAGAGACCCUUCCUACCCCCCCGCUACUGAAGUGGUCGUCUAUAACAAGCUGAAUGAAGUGCAAGCCACACAUCUAGCGGCGCAGUGUGUGUGUUAGCCCCACUGGUAUGAGCCCAGAUAUCUUUACUCUGUUAAUUAGCUUAAAAACUACCUUGAGUCAUGUGUAAAUAACUGAUUAAAUUGUCAUGCUUCAGCUCCGUAGGCAGCGUCCUUAAACUGUACAGCUAAGACUUCAAGCUAGAGUGUUGUGUAUCAACCCUCAAUCUGUCCCUUCUUCCCAUUUCUCCAUACACACUAGGAAGUAGUUUCAUUAGGUUCAAGAGUGACAUAACAAUAGGAAUGAUACAGAUAGUUGAAGCAGAAAUUAAACUAUACCUAGAAAUGUUCUACCUGUGUGAAUUUUGAGUUACACCACCUGAGAGCGAGUCGGAGAGUGAAAAGGAAUGGUUGUCGUGAGAUACAGAGGAAAAGAAACGAGAAGCAAUAGUUUGAUUAAAUGAGCGUAUUUGUUUUCUUUUUGAGAGUUGGUUGAGAAGAUCUGUUCCCUAAAAAUGAAGCUACAACCAACUUAGCCUGGAAUAAAUACUGGAAAAGGGAGGAAUUGUUACCUGGCUCUGUCCAAAUGUUAAAAAAUAAAUCCAGGUACUAACGCCUCUAAAGUAUUGGAACAUGAAACUGACCUAUCAAGAUGACAUGUGGUUCACAGUGAAUCAUUUCAUCACUGGGCACAGUGACUUCAAUGAGCCUCUGUUGAUUUCCUGACUAACCCGACAGCGACAGCAGGACUCCAGGAAGUUUGCUCUCGUUCACAGCAGGCAGAUCAACAGUGUUACUGAAGCAUAAAAGCUAUUUGCCCAUUUCCAGUCUUUAUGCUACGCUAAUCAUAUUUUAUCACCAGCUUAAUUUUUGAAAGACAGAUUUAUCCCCCCAAAAAACUAAUCACAGUUUCAAAAAUGUCAAACUAUUGCUUUUAAAAUGUUUAAUCGAAACGAUGAAUGUUGGUUUGAAAGUUAUCUUUUUCUUCGUGUGAGUGCGUCUAUUUGUCUGGGAAAAAAAGGUAUUUCUCAUUUGAAGUAAUGAGAUUUGUGUCGCAGUUGAGGUUAACACGUGUUCAUAUUUCCAGAGAACCUGCUGUAAAUAAUAUUCUUCUCCUGCUAAAACCCUUUUUUCACCUUUCUAUUUCUCCCACUGUAUAUUUCUAAGCUUGUAAAUAUAAAAAAGGAAACUAAGAUGAUGCAGCUUUUUCUCUUCAAGCUCUUGUUUCUGGCUAGAGGAAAACGACCACCUCUCACGCACCUCUCGUCUUUACUGUGAUUGAGGCCUUGGAUAAGCUUUUAGCUCCCGAAGAAUUUCUCUGCAGUUAUCUGUCGCUCCUUUCUGUCCUCCUUUUUGAAAAACCACCACGCAGAAGAGGAGGGUGAAGAUAAUUCUGUUUUUUAUUUCUAACAUUAAUGUCUGCCUGUGCGCGCUUCAAGUUAGACUCGAGUCAUCAAGAUACUCCGUAGAGGAUGGCGGGUGGGGGGGGAGACUUCAGGUUGGACCACACUCUUGCUCGGCUUCAACAUGUACUGACUUGAAUAAAAUCCAGAGUUUCAACUCAACUGGGGGGGAGGUAUUUUAUUUGGUCACUAUUAGUCUUGAAUUGCGCUCUCUUAGUUUAACUGCGCUGUAGGGCUGUAUUUUCUGCCUGUUCACCAAGAAACUUCUCAUUAACCUACACAGCUGCUGCCAUUUCCAUUAUUAUUUUGUUUGCGCUUUUUUGUGUUUUGUUUUGUUUUUCUUAACAAGAUAGUUGUGGUAAUUUUCUAGCAGCAGCACCCACAUGAAAUUACAUUUGAGCCAGUUAGGAUUGUUUUUAAAAUGGUUUCUUUAAAUAUUUCAGUUUUGGCCCCCUCCUUCUGAUUUAUUUCUUUGCUUCUUUCAUGCUUUCGCCCCCAAGUCCCCUUGUGCUCACUUGGCUUCGCCCAAAAACACUCAAACAUGAGUCAGCACGACGUCAGCAGCUGUCUUAUACAGGAGCUGUUGCCGUGAUGCUGCUCUCUGCCCUGCACUGAUGUGUAUCUACACAGUGAGAGGUGCAGGCUGAGUGUUUCUAUCCAAGCCUCAUAUCUCCAGAGUUUGUCUGAUCAUGGAGUGUGUGUGUGUGUGUGUGUGUGGUGUCUCCUUUGCUCAUUCACAAGUUGACCUGAAAGUACAUCUUCAUCGACACACACUGGGCAUCUGCAGAUGUUGCCGUGUAAAGCUGGUAAACAGAUACAUUAUAAAAAUGUAACAACAAAGAUAUUUGUCACCACCGUGUUGGCACGUCCUCUGAGAUCUUUUACUGAAUGUCACACAAAGUCUGUUACUACUCUAUGUAAACUGUUCUCUGUCUUCUCUGCAGUCACAAUCCAACCGCUAAUUAUCAAGCACCAUAAGUUUGGUGUGUGCACAGAAAAACUGUUAAAUAUCUUUAUGCUCACUCAGCACCUUCUGAAGACUUGCAUUGCUCUUGUAAAUAACAUCUUUUACGUUUUCCUCUUAAGACAAGUUUGUUUGAAAAUGACUGAAGAUGUGUGUCUGUGUAUAUUGAGAAGUUGCUAUUACUGCUGUUCUCAUCAAUGAUGCUAUAUCACUGGUCUUCGAGUGUCCAAUCCUUUCUGGUGUGAUGCACACAUUCCGCAGCAGUAUUUUGACACUUUUAAAUUCGCAUACAUCCUUUUUUUACAGAACACAUGACAGUAUUAUAUAGCAGACUUGUUUGUUUUUUUGUUUUUUGUUUUAUUAUUAGUGCUUU